Penicillium samsonianum is the source of this 279-nucleotide messenger RNA. RefSeq names its product 60S ribosomal protein eL37. Gene Ontology annotation, molecular function: structural constituent of ribosome; RNA binding. The record is from RefSeq and is a predicted model, not a curated record. The transcript is spliced from 4 exons. Gene Ontology annotation, cellular component: ribosome; cytosolic large ribosomal subunit. Gene Ontology annotation, biological process: translation. The coding region runs from base 1 to 279 and encodes 92 amino acids. Lineage: Eukaryota; Fungi; Ascomycota; Eurotiomycetes; Eurotiales; Aspergillaceae.
AUGACUAAGGGUACCUCCAGCUUCGGAAAGCGCCACAACAAGACGCACACUCUGUGCCGUCGUUGUGGCAAGCGGUCUUUCCACAUCCAGAAGUCGACUUGUUCCAACUGCGGCUACCCUGCUGCCAAGACCCGCAAGUUCAACUGGGCUGAGAAGGCUAAGCGCCGCAAGACCACCGGCUCCGGCCGCAUGCGCUCCCUGCGCGAUGUCCACCGCCGCUUCCUUAACGGCUUCCAGACCGGUACCCCCAAGGGUGCCCGUGGCCCCGUGACCAACUAG